AUGGAGGGAAAGAAAACUAAGGGAAGGCAGAAAAUUGAGAUGAAGAAAAUAGAGAAUGAAGAUGAUCGUCUUAUUACUUUCUCAAAACGUAGAUCUGGUAUCUACAAAAAGGCUAGUGAGUUGGUGACCCUAUGUGGUGCUGAGGUUGGUGUUGUGAUUUUCUCACCAGCCGGAAAGCCCUUUACAUUUGGUCAUCCCUCGGUUGAGUCUGUGGCCAAUCGCUUCUUGAGACAAAACCCACCACCUGGUCAAGGUGACAACACCCAUCCCUUGGUGGAGGCUCACCGGAGGGUGAGAAUCAAUGAGCUCAACCAGCAGUACAAUGAGCUGCUCAGCCUACUCGAAGCCGAGAAGGACCAAGGGAAGGCACUCCAGAAGCUGACAAAGGCAAGGGGAAACAAGGGUUGGUGGGAGGUUCCAACUGAGGAGCUUGGCUAUCAAGAGCUAAAACAAAUGAACGCUCAAUUGGAGGAGCUUCACAAAAACCUGUGCAACCAUAUGAAGGAGAAGGCUUUUGCUGGCGGGGCGCUCCCUUCGUCCUCUACCUAUUUUCCUGGAAAUUCUUCCCAAGGAUCCAUCCCGUUUAUCCCUAAUGCCAGUGAUGCUGAUCCUCCCCUUCCUCCCAGCUAUGGCUAUGGACCAGGGAACUUCUGA
Molecule: messenger RNA, 654 nt
Organism: Quercus robur (English oak)
Lineage: Eukaryota; Viridiplantae; Streptophyta; Magnoliopsida; Fagales; Fagaceae
Product: agamous-like MADS-box protein AGL62
Exons: 1
Coding region: 1-654 (217 amino acids)
Biological process (GO): positive regulation of transcription by RNA polymerase II
Molecular function (GO): DNA-binding transcription factor activity, RNA polymerase II-specific; RNA polymerase II cis-regulatory region sequence-specific DNA binding; protein dimerization activity
Source: RefSeq, a predicted model, not a curated record